Schistosoma bovis is the source of this 1094-nucleotide messenger RNA. The record is from the annotation of a GenBank genome assembly. NCBI's taxonomy places the organism in Eukaryota, Metazoa, Platyhelminthes, Trematoda, Strigeidida, Schistosomatidae.
GUCAAUUUAUACUAUAGAUAUAAUGAAUAUCACAUCAUUUUUUCGCAUAGUGAUUAUCAAGUAAUAUAUUCAAUAUAAAACUUUACAUAGUUUCAAUUUUCAAAAAAAAACCAAAAAAAACAAAAACAACAACAAAUAAAGAAAAAAGAAAAACAAGACAGAAAAUAAAAAGACAAACGAACUAAUUCUAUUAUCAUUUUAACUAUUAUUAAUAUUCAUAAUUAAUUAAUAAAAAAAAUGUAUUUAGAUCUUUUCAUGUAGCAACCACAAAAAAAAGGUAUCAAUCAUUCAAUUUCAUGCAAUUCAUUGAAUUAUCUAAUUCAUUUUGGAGUUUAUUUAAAUUGAGAAAAAUUAGUUUUCUAUUAAUCCAUUUAAUUUUAUUUCAUUAUGAAGAGAGUUUAGGAUCAGGAUAUAAUAUAUCAAUGAAAUAUUAUCAUCCAUAUUCUAGAUGGCAGAGACGAUCAUUAACUCCUUGUGCAUGGCUUGAACGUGGUGGCUUUUUUAAUAUGCCUAAAUAUUAUAAUUCAUUAUCUCCAUUUGCACAACGUCGUCAUAUUUGUUCAAGUUAUUCAAGUUGUCCACUUACAUGGCUUCCAACAAAUGAUGUUAAAUCAUUAACAUUUAAGCUUAUAGGGACUGAUGAUAUGCGUGAUUACGAAUUUCAAGCUCAUUUUUGUAACAGAAUCUAUGAAGCACGGCAUCGUUAUUGCACUAUGGAAGAGGGAGAAAUUGCAUUUGAGUUGAGGCAGAUAGGGACAUGGUUGAUGGUAGACCGCAUCAAUUGUCGAUGUUUAGGCAUUGCUGAUGUUGAACGUUAUGGAUACAGUAAAGGUGUUCAAUUCGGAGAUCGCGUUUUUCGUGGUAAUUAUAUACACAUGACAUGUGCAACAAAGCCUCAAUGUAAAGUGGAUGAUUUUUGUUAUAUUGAAACACCAAGUACAGAUGGUUAUAUUUAUGGUGGUCGAGUACCAUGCAUUUGUCCAAAACAAUAUCAUUGUCCAAUUUAUUUUAUACGAGAUAAACGUAUUCCACAAAUCAAUGAUGAUGGACGUGUUAUCAGUUAUGGAAUUAAAUGUAAACGAAGAAAUUAUUAG